AGCAAAUAAAUUUUAAAACUUUCAAAAUUUACUCACGAAAAAGCUCUAGACUAUAUUUAAAAUUUUAAACAUAAAAAGGAUUUUCAAUAAGCAUUAUUUUAUUUGAAUUUAAUGAAUACCUCUCAUAAAUACUCAAAAGCUUAUGUAAGUGCUCUUAGAAGAAUGAAUCGCCCAUCUAGUUCAGAUUAAGCUUCUAGGAAUGCUUCAAUCCCAAAUUAAUAAGAUGCUGAACCAGUUAAAACUCAGUAAUAUGCAUAAGAAUAAACAAUUAAAAACUUUAUUGAUUCUCAAGAGCAUGAACUCAUGUCUACAGGGUACAAUAUGAAUGGUUCCAGAGUGUAUCUUGCCAGCUCUCAUAACUUUAAAUAAGAUCCUGAAAAAUAUAAGUCAUUUAAUCAAAGCUAAAGACCGUCAAGUGUAAGUAGAGUGAGCUAUAAUCGAUGCAAUACAGAUGGAGUAGACCCACUUGAAGCAAAUAAAGGAUUUUACUGUGUUAAUUAUAGGAGCAGAACAAGAUUUACUAAUAUUGGAAGCUCAAGAAAGAGAGCACUUAGUAGUGCUAAUGUAGCUUAAUCAACAAAUAUUGAAUAAAAUAAAAGCUAAGAAAGAAUGAGUCAGACAAAUACAAGCUUUUCUCCAAUGAAAUAAAGUGGAUAUUAUUCUACUAUGCCUCACCCUAUGAGUAGAUCUAUGAAUGAAAGCAGACUUCUAAAUGAACUUAAGAUGAAUGGUUCUAGAAUUUUCAAGUAAUAAGUUGGCUAAUUUAGAAGGAGACCACUUUAAUAAGGCUAAAGCGAGCCUGUUUGGGAUUUGAAUGAUGAAGAAAUGAAUUAGAGACUUAAAGAAUUAAGCUAACCAAAGUAAAUUCUUAUGAGGAACUUCCCAGUGUGUAUUGUUGGAGGAAAUAAAAUAAUGAAUCUUUAAGAUCCUAAAUCAAAAGAGUUUAUAUAAAGAUUAAGUGAACCAAAAAAAUAUAUCCCUUGGCCUUAAUCUAGUUAAACUGAUAAAAUAUUUAAAUGCAAUGAUACCAAUUAGCUUGAAUAUUUAAAUAAAAUCAGUUUACCACGUAGAAUGGCUGACUUCGGACAUAAAAAGAAUUUCAGGUAUAAUUUCUGUAACUGUACAAACGGUGAUGACUAUGCAGAUGAAGGUAGAAAUAUGCAAGGUACCUAAUCAUCAAAUGGAUAUUUCAAAUUACAGUCUUUCUUCUAUUAAAAUUCAAAAGCAUAAGAUGAUGGAUUAUUUUAUCCUAAAAACUUAAACUGA
Tetrahymena thermophila SB210 is the source of this 1266-nucleotide messenger RNA. RefSeq lists its product as hypothetical. The transcript is spliced from 2 exons. NCBI's taxonomy places the organism in Eukaryota, Ciliophora, Oligohymenophorea, Hymenostomatida, Tetrahymenidae. The record is from RefSeq and is a predicted model, not a curated record.